AUGCCAAAACACGACGAGUCCAACGUUAGUGUGGAGCCAGAACCGUUAGAGACCGUGCGGACCUGGCUAGCUAGGCCUUGCCCUGAUAUCAAGGCAAAAAUAAGAGCGGAAGGUCUCGACGAUGCGAUCUUGGAAGAUGUGCCGCUUGAGGGCGUUUAUUUGGCAGACCAUAUAUCUGCCGACAGCCACAUCGUGGUAGAUCUGGCCGUGGUUAAACGGGAAAUCGCACGCGUGCACAACCACUUUGACUCUGUCCCGCUGCUGCUGGACAAGCUGACCUUGAUUGAGUCGAACGAAUAUACAACUGAUCCCGGAACCCCAACCCAGCGCAAGUACAGGAUGGUGCACCGCAUGUAUCUGUCGCGACACGCAAAAGCAAAACAGAACGGAAAAACCCCAAAACUUGUGCUUGAUUGGUAUCAAAGGAGUUCAGAUGAUAUGAACUUGUUAAUGAUGCAGAAUUGCUCAGAAUAA
This is a messenger RNA of Penicillium subrubescens, 474 nucleotides long. RefSeq lists its product as uncharacterized. Bases 1 to 474 code for a protein of 157 amino acids. NCBI's taxonomy places the organism in Eukaryota, Fungi, Ascomycota, Eurotiomycetes, Eurotiales, Aspergillaceae. The record is from RefSeq and is a predicted model, not a curated record. The transcript has 2 exons.